AUGAAGGGAGAGAAAACCAAUGAAUCAGAAGUUUUUACUGCGAGAAGCGAUGGUGAAGCUAUUAACUAUGGUUUUGAAGAAACCCACAUUAACAAGGAUACGGCAGAUUUAGAGAGUGGAGACUCCAUAUUAGCAAGAAAAAUGUUCUUAGUGAAUAAUACUAUAGACGAAAUUGGCUUCACAAGUUUCCAUGCUAAGCUCUUCGUUUUGGCUGGAUUUGGAUAUUCGGCAGAUUCUCAAAUUUGUUUAGUUCAAGGUUCUGUAGCGACCUAUGUGAACUAUCAAUUUGGUAGAGUGUAUCCUUACUCAACUGAGAUACUCUACGUAGGAUUGCUAUUUGGUGCUCUAUUUUGGGGUUUUGGUGCUGACAUUAUUGGAAGAAGAAAAAUAUUCAAUGUGUCAUUGUUGCUAGGAUGCGUCUUCGGAUUCUUGACGGGUGGAAUGAAUUCAUUUGCAACUUAUGGCAUAUUUUUAAGUUUUUGCAGUUUUUCUGUUGGAGGGAAUUUGGCUUUGGAUGUAACGGUCUUCUUAGAAUUCUUACCAUUUAAGUGGCAAUGGCUUACCACAUUGUUUGCCUGUUGGUGGGGAGUUGGACAAACAAUUGCAACAUUAGUGGCUUGGGCAUUUUUACCUAAUUCUCACUGCGAGUCAAACGAUGAUUGCCCGUCUCGUUUGAAUCGUGGUUGGAGAUAUUGCUGGUAUACUAAUUCAGGAAUUGUUCUUGCUUGUGCUUUAGCGAGACUCUUUCUCUUCAAAAUGUAUGAGUCACCAAAAUAUCUUGUAUCAAAUGGAAGAGACAGAGAAGCAGUUGAGGUAUUACAACAAAUAGCAAAGAAAUACAAUAGAAAGUGCACAUUGUCAAUUGAGCAACUACAGGAAUGUGGAAACAGCUACAAAGUGGAAGAAACGAAACAUAAAUUAUCAUUUAAAAAAGUUGUAAAAGUUAUGAAAAGCCAUCUAGCAUUAUUAUUUCAAAAUAGAGUUGUUGCUAGAUCAACAACGAUUAUGUUCAUUUCCUGGUUUCUUAUAGGCAUUACAUAUGCAACUUACUCAAAUUUUAUAUAUUCCUAUAUUGAGGCAAGAGGAGGAAGUACUGGCUCCUCUGUAUUUAAUACUUAUAGAGAUUCCUCGAUUGCCCUUUUUGUCAGUAUAUUCGGCCCAAUUAUUGCAGGUUUGUUGAUAUUGAUACCACGCGUUGGCCGAAAAGGUACUUUGGUAAUCGGUGGGGUGGCAUCUAUGUGUUUUUUAUUCGGUUACACAACAGUUCGAACAGAGCUGGCUAACCUUGGUUUCUCAUCGGCUUCAUAUCUUGCUAUUAAUGUCUACUAUGGAUGUUUGUAUGCAUACACACCUGAGGUGCUUCCAGCAGCCGCAAGAACCACAGGCGCUGGUAUUGCAUUGGCUAUGAACAGAAUUGCGGGCACUAUUGCACCCAUUAUUGCAUACUACGGGAACACUGCUUCUGCUAUUCCCAUAUGGGUUUGUGGUGCUUGUGUUGGCGCAAUUGGCCUAGCAGCUCUCGCACUUCCCUUUGAGCCUUCUAAUAAAAGAUCUGUUUAA
Priceomyces carsonii is the source of this 1560-nucleotide messenger RNA. RefSeq lists its product as uncharacterized. The transcript has a single exon. Gene Ontology annotation, molecular function: transmembrane transporter activity. Gene Ontology annotation, cellular component: membrane. Lineage: Eukaryota; Fungi; Ascomycota; Pichiomycetes; Serinales; Debaryomycetaceae. The record is from RefSeq and is a predicted model, not a curated record. Gene Ontology annotation, biological process: transmembrane transport. Bases 1 to 1560 code for a protein of 519 amino acids.